Onthophagus taurus is the source of this 963-nucleotide messenger RNA. It is a transcript of the gene Tsen34, whose product is annotated as tRNA splicing endonuclease subunit 34. Lineage: Eukaryota; Metazoa; Arthropoda; Insecta; Coleoptera; Scarabaeidae. Gene Ontology annotation, biological process: tRNA-type intron splice site recognition and cleavage; tRNA splicing, via endonucleolytic cleavage and ligation. Gene Ontology annotation, molecular function: tRNA-intron lyase activity; nucleic acid binding. The record is from RefSeq and is a predicted model, not a curated record.
UAAGUCUGGUCCGCUUGUAACAUAACCUCAAUCCUUUACAUUUCUUGUUGUGAUUUAUUAUUAUUUAUUCAUAAAAUUUUGUAUUAAAAACUAUAAAAGAAACUAUGAUAACUAUAUACGUUGAUAACAACGUUCCUUGCAUAUAUAAAAUUGAAGAUUGGGAAAUACUGAGGAAAACUUAUAGAAUUAUUGGAAACCCUUUAGGAACAAAUUUUUGUAUACCUUCAUUACCAGUGAGUCUAUUACCAGAAGAAGCUUUAAUAUUAAAACGUAAAGGAAUUGUAAAGCUUAUUACAUUAAAACAAAUACUAAAUACUGAACCGAGAGAUAAUCAAGAAAAAGCAUAUAAUGAUUUUAAAGUUAAGUUAAUCAAAGCACAAAAGGAAAUGUACCGAGACAUAAGAAAGAAACAAAUUGAACUUAACAUUAAAAAACUCAUUGCUGGGAAAAGAAAAAAAGGGGAUGAUAGGUGUGAACAAGAGAUUUUUGAGGAAGAAUUAGAAAAGUCUUGUUGCAUUGCAGAAGAUUCUAUGUUAUGGCCAAUUUUUUGUGAACAUCAAAUCACAUCUAAAGAUUGUCAUGAUGAAGUUGGUGAAGAUGUUUUAUUAGCAAAAACAACCCAAACAAAGUUAACUAUUUAUGAAGAUCUUUGGAAUCGCGGUUUUUAUAUCACAGUUGGAAAUAAAUUCGGUGCAGAUUUUUUGGUUUAUUUAGGUGAUCCAGUUUUACACCAUGCUGUUUACAUUGUAAUAAUUGUAGAAAAUCCUAAGAAAUUAUUUUAUCCCAGUGAAUUAGUAGCAUAUGGAAGACUAGGAACAUCAGUAAAGAAAAAAACGUUACUUGCUUCAUUAAUGGAAACAGGAAAAGUUUCAUAUUUAACAUUGAAUUGGAUGGAUGAUUAAAACAUACAUUUUAGUUACUAAAUAUUUACUAUAAUAAUAAAUCGAAUUUAAAUUUGUUCAA